GUUUGAACCCACGGGUAUAGGAACACAACCAGCUCCACCGUGUCAGCGACGGGCAAGCUACAUGCGAGGGCAAGCCCUGAGGCCAGGACGUUCGGCGGCAAGAGCUAGCGUUCAGCUAGCGCUUCCCCCAAUCGUGACAGAAGGAGAACCCGCGCCUGCCAACGAGACGUCGAACGCCGACGCAGAAAGAACGGUCCACGAGGCGGCCGAGAGUGAGGUAGAAAAACCUAAUCAGCCGAUAGGCGGCCAAACGUGGAAGGAAUACCACGCACUGCACCCCGGCAGGCAACACAGUACUGCGGAUUUGGUGGCUUUUCGGCGCACGCACACCCGCCAGCUGUCUGUGGAACUCUUCGGAGAGGGUGACGAUACUAGUUCUAGCAGCAGCAAAUCAACCUCGGGUGGUGAAGCAGACGUUGAUGAGCGAGAGGAGCGGAAGGACAAGGAUCUUAACACUUCGUUGUGGCCCCAAAGCGACGAGGGCAGGUCUAUGAUGGAAAAACUGACGAAAGUGACCGUCGCUGUUGAAUCACCUGCAACCAAGAUCUCGCGCAAGUACCUCAAGCUCUUCGCCCCUUCCAACUCGGCCCACGACACCUACAAGGUGCUGGCAACCCUCCACCGACGAAUGAACGGGACAGGGUGGCCACGAAGGGGGGGAUGGGACUCUUAUCUUGUCCGACGGUCUCGGGCGGAGCUAGACGAAGGCAGAGUCUACGGGGUCAGAUCAAAGGAAGGGAGCGUUGAAUAUCUGAUCCUGUCGUCCAACAACGUCUGCGGUCGCAUCCCCCCGAUCAUCGCUCGACUCGAGUCUUUAAAAUGCAUCAACCUUUCGGACAACCACAUUUCGGGGACCAUUCCCGUGGAGCUCGGACUGCUCCUUCAGCUUCAGACGCUCCAGCUGCAGGGAAACAACUUGCGAGAUAGCAUAUCUCCGCUGUUCGGCUCGCUCAUCAGCUUGAUUCGCCUGUCGCUCGGGCACAACAAGCUCUCGGGACCUCUUCCGGACAGCCUGGGCAACCUCCUCCACCUGGAGUACUUCUCGGCGGAGAACAACCAUUUGUCCGGGGGUAUCCCCAACUCUAUCAGUCGCAUGACGGCCCUGAAGACCUUCAACGUGUCCAACAACGAACUGAGCGGAGCUAUUCCCGCCAACAUCGGUUCCCUCGCCCGCCUUAAGAAGCUCGAGUUGGCGAGCAAUUGGUUGUCCGGGACUAUUCCGACCAGCAUGGGCACUCUGUCGGCACUCAACUGGCUGCGUGUCGAGAACAACCAGCUCACGGGCCCUAUCCCCGCCAGCUUCGGAGACCUGAAAGAGCUCUUGAUCCUCGAUUUGUCGUUCAACCGACUGUCCGGGCCGUUGCCGGCCGCGCUAGGGACUCUGCCUAAUCUCACCACGGUGUGUCUCCGGGGGAACUCGCUCGAGGGGCCGUUUCAGUUCCCCGUCAAGUUUCAAUUUUGGUUCUUGCGCUCGAGUGGCGCCACCGGUGGGAGUGGCAUGAGAAGCCUCAACCUGGGGUCGAACGAGGUGGAAGAGCCAUUUCCGGAUCUGCAGGGAAUGGGACAGCUGCAGUGCCUGGUGCUAGACCAGAAUCGGAUGUACGGCGGGCUGACGGAGAGUCUGGCGGAGACGUGCCCGAAUCUCUACAGGCUGAGCCUGCAGAAGAACAGGCUGUCAGGGGAGCUUCUCAAGACGUUCUCCGCAUCAAACAACAAUCUUUCAGGAGACCUCCCCUCCUUUUUGGGAACGCUGACGCUCCUGACAUGCCUGGCGUUGGAUGGAAACCAGUUCAGCGGGACACUGCCGCGUGAGUUUGGCAAGCUCACUCGCCUUGAGCGACUCUACUUGGAACGGAACGCAGUGGUGGGGUCCAUUCCAGCGGAACUAUCCAGGUGCCUCGCUCUGGAGGAGCUGUACUUACACGACAACAAGAUGUGGGGGAAAAUUCCAGAUUCUCUGCGCGCUUUAAGGGGGCUGCGAUACUUCUAUCUGUAUCGGAACAAAAUCACCGGGACGGUUCCCGAGUGGCUAGGGGAGCUGUCCAGCCUGCGCGGGUUGGUUCUUGGGGAAAACCGACUGAGGGGGCACAUACCGUGGCAGCUAGGACAUCUUCAUAAGCUGCAAGACUUGUACCUGAAUGACAACAACCUGGACGGAAGUAUCCCCGAGCGGAUGGUGAUGAACUGCGAGUGUCUGCAGAGGCUGUAUCUAGGGGGGAACCGCCUUUCUGGCACUGUGCCGCGUUACCUGAGGCAUGUACGCGAUCUGCGAGAGCUUAACAUCGAGAGGAACAAGUUGCACGGAGAGAUUCCUAUCCCCCUCUUCCUCAAGGCUAGCCUUGGCCCUAACGCGUGUGGCUUCAAGUGGGCGGGGAACCCUCGAAUAGUGGAUAGCCGGCACCACUUCGCCAGUGUCGCUGGUCUUCCACGAGCCAGAGGGAAUCAGGUAGACCGGGGUACGGCAACACCACCGUCAAAGGAUCGACAACAGCAGCAGCACUCCACCAACUCCUCGUUCAAGCCGAUACCUCUCACGCUGAGGGUUCCAGAUCUUCCGGGCGACGAAGAGAACUCCCGACUGAGGGGGUCCGGCUACCAAGUAGCGGCCAAACGGGGGUUCUCGCGACAGCAGCAGGGCUUGGAGGAGUUGGACCGUAAAGUAGGGAUUGGGGUGAUGGAGGGAGACUACUUGUGCGGGUACGGAGACGACGGGACCGGUGCCAGCCGGCUGUGGGCCAACAGCGAAGACUUCUGUUACUUCUUGUUCAAAGUCGUCGUAGGGAACGCUUUGGUCUUGAUAGACUUGGUCAUCGCGGCGAGGCUGUACCUCAUUGGGUGCAUGUGGGGCUUUCUUCUGGUGAUUCUCUGGAGAGUUUUGGCGGGUAUGGAGGGGGUGUUGGCCACUCAUCGCCUCGGGUAUGGGCGUUGUUGGCUGCCGAUGGCAGCGUUGGGGCUGGCGCUGACGUGGCAAGCCAGAAAAUGCUUUCACCACAGUUGUGAGAGUGACCUUUUCCAGGCAAGUUUCAAUUUGAAAUUAGAUGACCUACCGUUCUUGGUGUUGCAACAAGUGGAGUGGCGCUGGCACGCCAUGAUACAGCUGUCCACGCAGCUUGCGGCGGCCCUGUGGUGGUGGGACCGGGGGCAAGUGGGGUAUUGGUAUUUGUUGGCCUCCGUGGGGAUGAAGGCGCUGGUAGUGGGCGUCGUGAGCAUGCAGCGACUGGACGACAGGCGUCUGACACAAGACAAAGAGAGGCGAUCAGAAACACCAAUGGCGGGUUUAGUGCCUUCCGCCUUCAGAACCCGCUUCUUGCGGUGGUUGCGCGACUCCGCGUGGCCGAGACUAAUCCUGGUCGGGUUCCACGUCGCGGAAGUUUGUGAGCGCACCAUUCCGCUGGCAUCCCUGGUCGCCGCCCUCGGUGAUUGGAUGUUUCUCGCACCCUUGGUAAUGGCGCCUGGAAUGUGCGUGCGCUACGUCGCGCGGCGGGCGCUGGUGUCGAGGGCGGAGGGUGACGGGGUGGUGUCUACCGUGAAGUCGGCCUUGAAAACAUCGCUGGCCUUGGACAGCGCAUUCGGCGCCGGAACUCCGGUGCAUGUCGCCGCGGCAAUCAGCUCCACCUUAGAGACAAUCGUCUUCGAAACCGUCGGUAGCAACGCGCCGCGCGGAUACCCGGACAAGCUCCACCAAUUGUUGCUGUACUGGAUCUCGGUGUUGUUUGCCUUCACGUGGGUGAUUGUUGUGUUGGAGGUGACGAUACCGGCGGGCCGAGAGCGCACGCUGCUGCUGCGGCCCCGAACGCUCGUCCGGCGUCUAGCGCUCUUGGGAUCACGAUGGACAUCUUCGAGGUCUUUGUCGAGUAAACCAAUCAUGCGUACUAUUCACAUGCAACCAUCAUCCUCAUCGCUUGGGCUGCCGCACACCGCAUGCGGCAGUAGCGAUGGCGCCGGCGCAAUAGAGGACGACCGGCGAACGCCUGGGUCGAGAGGUGGCAGGGGGGUAGCUUCGGUGGUUCCGGUAGAGUGACGGAAAGGUAGAUCUCGUGGGUUCGAUCGAAGGUUUAGGGUCGUGUGUGCUUCAUGUCGACGCUAGGUCGGUCGUUAGCAAUUGGGCUGUUGUGCAGCCCUCCUCGUGCAUGUUUGUCGAUCAUGAGGUGAUUUUGAACGUGCUCCUUGUGUGCUACUAUCUUUGCGUGUCUUGG
Ectocarpus sp. CCAP 1310/34 is the source of this 4196-nucleotide messenger RNA. The record is from the annotation of a GenBank genome assembly. Lineage: Eukaryota; Phaeophyceae; Ectocarpales; Ectocarpaceae.